AUGGGGGUGCGAGAAUCAGAACCGUCGGAUCGUACAACAUGGGGAAAUUGUACAAAGCUGGACUUAUAUUGUAAAAAUGUUUAUAACCCAAUUGUCAAAGUAUCAGAUUGGGAAAAAUAUAGUGAAUCUUUACCAAUAGAUGUCAAUCCCUAUUGCCCCACUGCAUUUGAUUUACAUUUUUCUCAUUAUAAUAAAAUUGGAAAAGACGAAAAUCCUGUAAAUUAUACAAGUACUACCCAUGACAUGCUUGCACAAGUAUUUACAAAAAGAAGAGAGUUUGACAUUAAUCCAAACAAAGCCGUUAUUAAUUUUGACGAUGAGAAAAAAAUCGGGUGUUCGUCUGCUUCUGGAGCAGACUAUGUAACAACAAUGCAACAUAGUUUUCUGCCUCCCUACCCAUAUUUACUGAAAAGGCUUUCUGUAGCUGAACCUCCUCAUUUCUUCCAUAGAUUUUUAAAAGCAAAAGGCUCAUCUAAGUUUCUAGACGAUGAUUAUAUCCAACACAUACAAAGGCUGCAGAUGUACAAAAGUUACAAAUAUGUUUCAUAUAAUCCGUGUACUGGAUAUUAUACAGAUGGAACCUUGGGAGACGUGAGGGAUUUGUAUUGA
Messenger RNA from Anoplophora glabripennis (Asian longhorned beetle), 609 nucleotides. RefSeq lists its product as uncharacterized. Bases 1 to 609 code for a protein of 202 amino acids. NCBI's taxonomy places the organism in Eukaryota, Metazoa, Arthropoda, Insecta, Coleoptera, Cerambycidae. The record is from RefSeq and is a predicted model, not a curated record. The transcript is spliced from 4 exons.